CACUGCACAUCAUCAUCAUAUAUAUGUGUGUGUGUACACGCACACCCACAUCGGUUUUUUUAUCUCCAUUUUAAACGGAAAUUCAGUUUCCGUGUUCCGCUUCCGCCAUUUACGGCAUCCACAAGCACCUCUCCUCCUCCUCCUAAAUCUCUCUCUCUCUCUCUCUCUCUCUCUCUCUCUCUCUCUCUCUCUUCCUCACCAGUUAGGGCUUUUUCGAAUACCAUUCGAAAUUGAAGGAUCCCGUGAAUUGAUCAAAGGAGAUAAAGAGCCGAUCAACCGCUUUUCCCCGUGAUUCCCUAUCGGAAUCGUUGACAAUUUCGUCUCCUCGAAGUCCCCACACAUUAAAAAUCCUAAAGAAUCCCAAUCUCCCCCCUCAAAAGUCAAAUCAAAACGCUCCAUCCGUACAUAGUUCUUCCCCGAAAUUUCACCUCGGAUUGCAAUCAUCAGAGUUUUCAAUCGCGCGGUAUCGAAAAAACAUAAUGGUAUUGUUAUCUGUCAGGCUGUAUUGGUCUUAGGCAAAUACCGGUAUCGGAGGUCGAAAAUUUCAUUGGCUCGUACCAUACGCAGUGGUCUUUAUUAACGGUAUUGGUCGAAAAGCUCAAUAGCUGAUACGAUACGCAGCGGGCUUUAUUUAAAACCCUGGAGCGGAUGACGCGGCAGAUAGUGCUGGAGAAGCCAGUCAGCGGGAGCCGGAGGCAGCCGCUUCUGGGGGAGAAGAUAACGCCGAUGGCGACAGCGGGGAAGGAGGACAGGCGGGGGGUAGGGGAGGUGGCGGGAGGGACGGCGGCGGAGUGCGCGGCGAUCUGCUGCUGCUGUCCGUGCGCGGUUAUGGACCUGCUCCUGCUCGCCGUGUACAAGGUCCCCACGGGGCUGUGCAAGAAGGCCUGGAGGAAGCAGCAGCGGCAGAGGAUGAAGAAGAAGAAGGCGGCGGCCUUGUUGCAGCAGCCGCCGCAGCAACAAGGGCGGCCGCUGGAAGCGACGACGUCGUCGUCGUCCAAGGGCGGGACCUGGUCGAGCUUCGACGACUCGGAGGUCGGGCUAUCGGACGGCGACGACAGGGACGGUUCGGCGGCCGAUUUCGAGACGGAGAUGUUGGACCGGUUCUACGGGGGCGGGUUCUGGAGGAGUACUUCGCAGAAGGAGGCGUGAUUUGUUAGAGUAAUUAUUCCAUGCCCCUGGUGCACCGCUGAUUUGGAUUUGGGAGUGUUGUAGUGACCAAUCGGGCCGUCCAUACCGGCAAGACAGGUCGGAUUUUAAUUCAAAGAGUGGACAGAUCAAAUCUGCACGCCCUUGAUCAAAUCCGCAUUGUCCAUGCCGAAAUGAAAGUCCGAUUGGCCACACAUAACAUUGCUCCAAACUCGGUGCCCCAAGGAUAUUGAAUAAUUUUCCGAUUUGUUGCGUGGGAAUUUUAUGGUGCGAUAACAGGAGAGGGUGCGGUGACGCUUUGGGCAAGAGUUGAGUGCGCUCUCGGAUUUGUGGCAGCGGGGUCCACUAGCAGGCGAAAUGGUGUAUAUAUUGUUUUGGUUUUGGUUUGAUUUUGGAUGUGACAAUUGAAUGAUUCUGAUGACACGUUUGGUGCCCCAGUUGGAUUGGUGGGUACUUUUACCAGUUGAUGAUAGCGAAAAAUGAGAAAGAUUUUGCCGGAAAUGGCUCAGGGAUUUGUACUUUGGAGGCCAUCAUUUUGUUUCUUGCUUGGUGUAAGGUCUGUUAUUACCUGGACAUUUUGGACCAAGAUUUAUAGAAUGAAGAAUUUGCAAA
Molecule: messenger RNA, 1758 nt
Organism: Rhododendron vialii
Lineage: Eukaryota; Viridiplantae; Streptophyta; Magnoliopsida; Ericales; Ericaceae
Exons: 1
Coding region: 649-1149 (166 amino acids)
Source: RefSeq, a predicted model, not a curated record